CAUCUUUUCCUGCAAAGAGUUGAAACCUGAGAUAUUCCCCUUUUCCUGCUGAUCUGUUUCCUUUCCAUCACAUGACCCCUUCCAAACUGUGGCUAAUAAUGCAGUAGGGGAGCUGUGCUGUGAGCAGGGGAAGUAGUUGGUUGAUAUUUUGGAAUUGAGAAAAACUUAUGCAUACUACAGUAGGAGAUUUUGCAGUAGUAGUCUUACAGGCAGCAGCAAAACCACUGGAGAACCUUGGAGGCAUUGCAUCCAGCUACCAGAUUCCGUCCCAGGCUGCAGAGUCCAGUGUUUAUGGAAGACAUGUCGGAAGCUGAAGUCGCGAGUAAAGGGAAUUUCAGCAGAGGGAAGAAUGGGAGAACUGAAGGGAAAAGUCACACAGAUGUGGAUAUUGAUGAUGAGCAAAAUCUUCUGCUGGCAGCUGCAUUGGUUUAUGAUGCUCAGUAUAACAGGAACAUCCACUUUGAGACAUCGCCGGAAGCAGUCAGGCUUUAUUACUUUUAUAACCAUUGGCUAAUGCAAGUGGCUACUUACUGCUUUAUCACGGUGGAUCUGUUACUGGCAGUGUUUGAGGAGCCUGCAGUUUUCCCAUUGCCAUUUCUGGCAACCUCGAUCGUGGAGGUUCUAUGUCUCCUGGCUUUUUUUGGUCGACUUGUACAUUUUAGUAAAGUUACCCCUCGCAGCAUAUUCUGGAAAGACACAAAGAAUAUAUGCGUUAUGGUUACGAUAGUGCUCAAUUUAAUUGAUUUGAUUAUAUAUGGGGCGCUGAUUAUUGCUGAGAUACAGAGUGUCCGAUGGUCAAGAGUGUUAAGGCCCAUUUAUUUGAUCAACUUUGCUGAAAGUCGACAGAUCCGUCGGGCAUUCCGGAGUAUCAGAAACACACUGCCAGAGAUCAUGUAUGUCUUCCUUCUCUUCAUGUUCAGUGUUCUUUUGUUUUCACUGAUGGCACUGCAGCUUUUUGGGAACAGAAAACUUAGGACAGCUGAAGGGGAGCCAUAUUUUGCAAACUACCUGGAUGUGGUAUUUAACCUGUAUGUACUUGUAACAACUGCUAACAGUCCGGAUGUCAUGAUGCCAGCCUAUGACCAUAAUCCGUGGUAUGCCAUUUUCUUCAUAGCCUAUAUUAUACUCAAUACUUACAUCUUCAUGUCCGUCUUUCUGGCUGUGGUGUACAAUAACUACAGAAAACACCUGAAGAAUGAAAUCCGGAAACUGGCAUACAUGAAGCGUCGCAAGAUGGUGAAUGCCUUUAAUACUCUAAAGGUGAAAGAGGGCUCUGAGUUUGUUAUUAGAGAUGAUAAGUGGAAAGAGCUGGUGAAGCUGGUGGCUCCAGAUAUCAGUAACUCACACAGAGAACUGCUUUUGAGAGUAUCAGAUGAAGAACAGAAUGGAUAUGUGGAUAAAGAUGCAUUUAUACGCCUGGCUGACCUUCUGAACAUCAAGGUUAUUACUAUGAAAACACGGAAACAUCCUUUGGAGUUCUUGAUGCCUCGUGUGUACAGGUCUGCGUGGAGUCGGUUCAUUCGCCGAGUGGUUCAGCAUAAAGGGUUCGUCUAUGCUUACGAUGGUAUCAUACUAGUGAAUGCAAUUUUCAUUGCCCUGGACGAAAAUAACCCACUGAUUUCCAACGCAGAGUGGGUAUUUCUUGCAUUUUACCUGGUGGAAAUUCUUCUUAAGCUUUACACAUAUGAUCCCAGGUCAUUUUUCGCCAAGAACCAAUUCUGGAACUGGUUUGACACACUUAUCAUUGUUGCUGCUCUGAUUGCUACAAUUAUAAAUACAUGGCUGAAAUCAGUGGGCCAGUACAGCAGUCAACAGGUGCUCGAUCUUGUGUUCAUUUUAAGAGUUCUCCGACUCAUCAGGAUCAUUGACAGCAUUCAGAGGUUUCGGGUUAUUAUGAACACGUUAAUUAAUAUAUUGCCAACGAUGCUGACAUUUUCCGGACUUCUCAUAGCAAUAUACUAUGUGUUUGCUAUUGUUGGAAUGGAAAUUUUCAAUGGAAAAAUCAGAUUCUUCCCAGAAAAUUCAACUGAGCCCUAUGCACAGGAAUGUGGAAUGUCCGCUUUAAAAGACUCUGCCUUUGCCAAGAGCAAGUACUGCAGAAAUAACUUCAAUGACUUGGGAUCUGCCUUCAUUGUGCUUGUGGAGCUGACGGUUGUUAACCAGUGGCAUGUUCUGGCUAAUGGGUUUUCUCUGGCGACCCAUACAGCAGCAAGGCUUUACUUCAUCGCAUUUCACGUUGUUAUCGUCAUUCUGAUCAUCAACAUUUUUGUGGCCUUUAUUUUGGAAGCUUUCUUUGUUGAAUAUUCUCUAGAAAAGAGCGAAGUUGAAACUGCAAUUGAAAAAAAAAUUCAGGAGCUGGGUAUGGCGGUUCAGGAAGAUGAGCCAUCUGAAAAUUUAGUGGAGAACAUGGAAAGCUGUGAAACUGAUGCUGGUACUUUUGGGGAGACAACUCAGAAAGGACUGAUGUUUCGAAUUGCUUCUAAAAGAUACAGGACAGUGGAUGCAUUAUUACAGCGCAUGUUUGAAGCAGAAAUAGCACCAGAAGAUGAAGGCCCCCCAAUCGAAGAUAUCUUAAGCCUUUCUCCUAAUGAUCUGUACAUUCACAACCCAACCUUUGAUACAGCUGCCUAACUAUAUCUUGAACUAUAUGAACCUGUGUGUGUGCCAAGACAUCCACUUUAUUUUCAAAUAAGCUCCCCUACUCAGCGAGUGGCUCUAUACUUUUUUGGCACUCACCAAAGAGGAAACAAUAAAAGCUGAGAGAUGUAAGAGGACACAGAGCUUUAGGCAAUGGAAAAAAAACAUUAAAUUUCACACUUCAUGUGAAUUAAAUGGAUAAAAAGAAUCUCUUAGGAAGGACACAUGUAUGACUGAUUCCAUUAUCUGAUCUUUCAGUAGGAUAUUUGAACAAAUGACGUGACAAAUUGAAGCUCUUUGCUAAAUGUUGCUUUUUACAUUAUCUGGACAGUAUAUGAAAUGCUGAAGAAGAGACUCCACAUAACUGUGUAUAACUUCCCACAGAUCUGAUUUAUUUAUGUUGAUGGGGUAAAACAAAUGUUUCUGUAGACAGUAUCCAUCUUGGCUUUGUUCAACCAGCUUAGCGCAUAUUAUGACUUCAUCUUUUCAUUGAUCUACUUACAUAUUGAAGAUUUUCCCAAAGAUGAGGUGCAUCCUAUAUAGACAUUGGAAGCUGAAAGUUGUGCAGUCGGGUGGGUAAAAUUUGCCAAGUGUCCAAUUGUUAUGGUAACUGCAUUUGUCCAAUUAAAGAUAACUGUUGACUGGUUACUGGUCUGUAUACCACACUACUGGGAAAAGUACUUGAUUUUCUACUUUUGAAUAUAUAAAUUCUAGAUAGAGGCAAUAAUUAUACAUUUUGGAAGUUUAUUCGUGUUAAUUACAGAAUUCCAUAUCAGAAUAGAAGCUAUAUUUCAAUAAGCAAUAUGAUCCCUGUUGUUCCUCUUCUCUUCCUCUGAUACAUUUAUUACAUAGAUAGUGUAUUCAGUUUUAUAUUUUUAGUAUCUCCCCUGAGAAGCAAGACUUUUUCCAUUUGAUCCAUUCGCUUACUUGAAAUGCCUGUGUUAAACGUGUGAUACAGUCGCAGUUGGUUACGGUAACGUGCUCAGCUAUUUGGGAUCAUAUCAUCUACAUUCCUGAAAACGUUCCAUGUACUUUUCUUUUUCAUUUACAAAUUUUAUAUAUAUCAAAUGGUAAUAUGGUUUAUAAUUAUGUUAUAUGCAAGAUGUGAUUAUUUAUAAAUAAAGAACAAACUGUAUGAAAAGAAA
Messenger RNA from Xenopus laevis (African clawed frog), 3782 nucleotides. RefSeq names its product two pore calcium channel protein 1. The coding region runs from base 292 to 2631 and encodes 779 amino acids. NCBI's taxonomy places the organism in Eukaryota, Metazoa, Chordata, Amphibia, Anura, Pipidae. The transcript has 19 exons. The record is from RefSeq and is a predicted model, not a curated record.